AUUAAAUUCUAUUUUAUAGAGCCACCACACAUCAGCAGAAAUCAGCAGUUGGAUUCUUCACCAUUAGUGACGGAGCAACUGAACGCAAACUUAUUGCCAGUUUUUCACAGCCCCUAGCUAGUUCCAAUGAAGAUGUAUAGUUUGGUCGGGCGUCACAAGGUCAGCGUGUACUUGUUAAUGUACACGAUCGUGCUCAUAACCAGUGGGGUGGACUGCAAAUCGAAGAACAAAAACAAACCCUCACAGAACACUCACUACAGCGACAGUGGAGGCGGAGGCGGCGUUGGGAGCAGCAGCAACAAUGAUGAUAAGCCGAAGGGCAAUGGCGACGGUGGUCAGCACUUUGCCAUGGAGCCUCAGGAUCAGACUGCAGUGGUAGGGUCACGCGUGACUCUGCCGUGUCGCGUGAUGGAGAAGGUCGGCGCACUGCAAUGGACCAAGGAUGACUUUGGUUUGGGUCAGCACCGGAAUCUGAGUGGGUUCGAGCGCUACUCGAUGGUGGGCAGUGACGAGGAGGGUGACUUCUCACUCGACAUUUACCCGGUGAUGCUCGACGAUGACGCCAAGUAUCAAUGUCAAGUGGGACCAGGACCACAAGGGGAACAAGGCAUACGCUCGAGAUUUGCCAAGCUUACGAUUCUCGUGCCGCCAGAAGCGCCUAAGAUUCUACAAGGUGACUAUCUGGUGACCACGGAGGAUCGAGAAAUUGAGCUGGAAUGCGUCUCGGAGGGUGGCAAGCCGGCGGCCGAAAUCACGUGGAUCGAUGGCCUGGGCAAUGUUCUAACCAAGGGCAUUGAGUACGUGAAAGAACCGUUAGCCGACUCACGCCGUGUCACGGCAAAAUCCAUCUUGAAGUUGGUCCCCAAAAAGGAGCACCACAACACGACCUUCACAUGCCAGGCGCAGAACACAGCCGAUCGCACCUAUCGUUCAGCCAAGCUGCUGCUCGAAGUGAAAUACGCACCCAAGGUCUCCGUCUCUGUGGUGGGCGGUGCCUUGGCCGGAGGUCGUAUACCCGAGGGCGCUGAAGUCAUACUUAGCUGUCAAGCAGAUGCAAAUCCGCGCGAGCUCAGUUAUCGCUGGUUCAUCAAUGACGAGCUAAUGACGGGCGAUUUUACCACCAAAAUGAUAAUUCAUAACGUAACGCGACAACAUCACGAUGCCAUAGUCAAGUGUGAGGUGGUCAACGCGGUGGGUAAAAGCGAGGAGACCGAAACACUGGACAUUAGCUUUGGACCUGUGUUUCGACAACGACCUGUGAGUGUGGAGGCUGAUCUGGGAGCUUCGGUGGCCAUGCGCUGUGAGGUAGAUGGCAACCCUACGCCCGAAAUCGAGUGGAUCAAUGAGAACUCAGAUAAGAUCGUUGGCAACUCACCCGAGCUCAAGUUGAAAGUAAGCACAGAAUCAGCAGGUCGCUACUUCUGCAAAGCCGUGGUGAAUGGCUUUCCCGAAAUCGGGGCUGAGGCUACCGUCUAUGUGAAACGAGCACCCAUCAUCACCUCCCAUAAGGUGCAGUUCGGCGCCGUUGGAAAUCGUGCCAAGAUCGACUGCCUGGCCUUCAGCAUACCAAAGGCUGAGCACAUUGUCUGGUCCUACGAGGGAAAGGUGAUCAACAUGAGCACCGCCGAUCCGGACCUAUAUAUUUUCGAAGAGCAUCAUUUGCCCGAGGGUGUGCGCGCUGCGCUGAUUAUCAAGGAGAGCCGAUCCAAUCAUUAUGGCAAAUAUAACUGCACUGUGGUCAAUUCGUACGGGAGUGAUUCGCUGCUUAUCACACUCGUUCCGGAGCCCGGUUCGAUCCCAGUCUUGAUCGUCGUCAUGGGCUCCAUGUCCUUGGUGGCUAUUGUUCUAAUGGUAGUUAUGACUGUGAUUGUCUAUAGAAAGCGUAGUCGCAAGAAGCCGAUGCCCGCGGAUGUCAUUCCAGAAGCAUCGCGUGGCGGCGACAAGCUCAACGAACUCAAGAGUGAAUUGCGCGCCAAAGCCUACGAUGUGGAAUACUCAGAGGCCGGCUCAGAUGGUCUGGCCAUCAAUCUGACUCACACACCCAUGCCGGAUGUGCAGAUAAAGGGCGCCACCCUUGGUGUUCCGCUGGCAGGGCCGGUUAAGUUCGACGAGCGAUUUUCGGGUGAUUUUAGCGAACGCUACAAUCGCCAAUGUUUUAACAAGAACAUCAAGAAUCAGCAGGAUACCUACAAGGAGACAACAGGCAACGGCUAUGCGCCUUUCUUUGAAUAUGCUCUAGACUACAGUCCCCCCGCGGACAACAGCAAGCCGAUGUCCAAGGCCUGCAUCAAUUCGGCCACACUGCCUCAUUAUGCAGUCAAUGCUACGACUACGUCAGCCGCCACAGCCGUAGGCAUGAGCAGCACCGGGGGCAGCGGCAACUCUACUGGCAACAUGAGUCUGCCGCGCAAUACUCGCAAUGAGCUGCAGCAGCAGCACCAACAACAGCAGCAUCAGCCACAGACCAAUGGCUUUUUGGGCCAACCACUGCUGCAGAAUGGCAUUGACAGCCGCUUCAGUGCUCAUUAUGGCAAUCCCUACCUACGCACCAGCUCAUCCAUUUUGCCACCGCUGCCGCCACCGAGCACAGCUAAUCCGGCAGCCACACCCGCACCACCGCCCUAUCAUGCCGCCCGGCAUGCCAACAGCAACGGCGGCCUAAAGCAUUUUGUGGCCGGGACCAGCAAUGCCAGCAGCUUGGUGGGCAGCAUUGGCGGAACUGCUGGCGGAGGCGCCGGCGGAGGCGGCGGUCCCGGCAGUGUCAGCGGCAGCAGCUCCAAUUUGACAGCCAGCAGUAACACCUUGGCGGCCACGCCCCUCACACAGCCAGCUGCACUAUGCGGACCGCUGGUCGGGGGAGCGGCGAGCACGCUGCCCACCACCAGUGCGCAGAGUCCCUCCGGGCAGUUCAUACUACCCACUAAUGGCAAGGGCGUUACGCAGAAGGGUGCGCUGGCCACGCAUGUCUAA
This is a messenger RNA of Scaptodrosophila lebanonensis, 2970 nucleotides long. It is a transcript of the gene kirre, whose product is annotated as irregular chiasm C-roughest protein. The record is from RefSeq and is a predicted model, not a curated record. Lineage: Eukaryota; Metazoa; Arthropoda; Insecta; Diptera; Drosophilidae. Gene Ontology annotation, molecular function: cell adhesion molecule binding. Gene Ontology annotation, cellular component: cell-cell junction. Gene Ontology annotation, biological process: cell-cell adhesion. The coding region runs from base 127 to 2970 and encodes 947 amino acids. The transcript has 6 exons.